UGCAGUUGCACAGUUGAGCGGCGUCGGGGGAGGCAAGUGGCGCAGGAGCUUGGACCUUUUGAGCAUUCCGAACUCGAUGUCUCCUUCUGAGAUUAUCGUUAACAUCACUACACCAGCAGCCCCUUUUGAAUUCUUUAGGGUUUUACUGUUGAAUUUGCGUCUCCAAACACUGUCCGAUCACUACACAUAAUUUAACUGCCACAAUGGACGUCAAAGAGCCCCUACUACCGUCUGAACCUCCGCCCUCGUACGAAGAUGCACGAAAGUCACCAUUGCCACACAACAGAUCGGCGUCGGGCGUACCAUUAGGCAAACGGCCUCCACCGGGACCUCCUCCACCACUCAACCUGCCAGCACUGAAUGAAUUGAGGGGGUCUAGAGUUGUGCUUGCGAGUGCGUCACCACGGCGACGACAACUUCUCGCGCAGAUCGGCCUUACAAAGAUUGACGUAUGCCCUUCUAAGUUCGCCGAAAACCUAGACCAUUCGCUCGGCGCGUUGAACUACGUCCUCGAAACCGCGUCGGCUAAAGCGCACGAUGUAUACAAGACCGAGAUCAACAACCGCGAGCGCGGCGAACCAGCCAUAGUCAUUGCCGCCGACACCAUCGUAGUGUCGCACGCUGGCAAAAUCCUAGAGAAGCCAAAGAGUGAGGCAGACCACAUAGCAACACUGAAGAUGCUGCGGGAUGAGGGCGAGCACAAAGUCAUGACGGCUGUGGCGGUGAUGAAGCCAUUAGAAUCAGCAGUAGACCCGGGAUAUGCUAUGGAAACACAUGUGGAGGAGACGACGGUCAAGUUCGACUCUACUGUUACCGAUGAGCUUAUCCUCGCAUACGUCAGAACACGCGACGGUAACGACAAAGCGGGCGGCUACGGUAUACAGACAGCUGGUUCUGUUCUCAUCGAGCGUAUAGAAGGAUCAUACGACAACGUUGUUGGCCUACCUCUACGGCAGACACUGAAGUUGAUAGAAAAGGUUAUGGAGCCUGAGGAGGAAGAGGGGGACUUCUUUGUGGAUAGCAGAGAAGAGGAGGACGACGAGUGAGAGCCGCUCAGCAUCCGCAUGAUAGCGUCAAUACCCGAUACAUCCAUCUCCGCAUAAGCUGUUGAAGAUAGCGUGCGGUAUACUGUCUCACGAGAAGUGGGUUGUUUUAGGUUGCGCUUAUUAGAGGCGC
Messenger RNA from Alternaria alternata, 1176 nucleotides. Its product is annotated as Maf-domain-containing protein. The record is from RefSeq and is a predicted model, not a curated record. The transcript has 3 exons. Gene Ontology annotation, molecular function: nucleoside triphosphate diphosphatase activity. Lineage: Eukaryota; Fungi; Ascomycota; Dothideomycetes; Pleosporales; Pleosporaceae. The coding region runs from base 204 to 1046 and encodes 280 amino acids.